Molecule: messenger RNA, 3222 nt
Organism: Amaranthus tricolor (Joseph's coat)
Lineage: Eukaryota; Viridiplantae; Streptophyta; Magnoliopsida; Caryophyllales; Amaranthaceae
Exons: 1
Coding region: 518-1276 (252 amino acids)
Biological process (GO): carbon fixation
Molecular function (GO): ribulose-bisphosphate carboxylase activity
Source: RefSeq, a predicted model, not a curated record
UUAUUUGCCUAUCAUUCUAGACAAUCCUUUCUAUAUUAUCUACGGAAAUCGAACCCGAACUCUAAACUCUAUUUUUUUUAUGAUUCAUUAUUUCUAUCGAACUGGGACCUAGUUCGUAUUUAGUAUAUAGAUUUAUGUCUAGCCUUUUCAUGAUGGAAUUCCGCAUAUUUGCACAUCUAGGAUAUACAUAUACAACAUAUACCCCUGUCAAGGGUAAAUUUCGAAUUAUUUAAUUCGUUCCAUUCAAAUGGGGACAAACGGGGUUAAUAAAUUAGAAACCUAAAGAACAACUGUUACGGUUGGGUUGCGCCAUAUAUAUGAAAGAGUAUACAAUAAUGAUGUAUUUGGCGAAUCAAAUACAUGGUCUAUUAACGAACCAUUUUGAUUAGUUGAUAAUAUUAAUUGAGAAUUUUAUGAAAGAUUCCUGUAAAAGGUUUUCUUAAGGCCGAAUUUAUGUCGAGUAGACCUUGUUGCUUUGUUGUAAAAAAUUAAAAAUAAAAUUUGUAGGGAGGGACUUAUGUCACCACAAACAGAGACUAAAGCAAGUGUUGGAUUUAAAGCUGGUGUUAAAGAUUACCGAUUGACUUAUUAUACUCCUGAGUAUGAAACCCUAGAUACUGAUAUAUUGGCAGCAUUCCGAGUAACUCCUCAACCUGGAGUUCCACCUGAAGAAGCGGGGGCUGCAGUAGCUGCCGAAUCUUCUACUGGUACAUGGACAAGUGUAUGGACCGACGGACUUACCAGUCUUGAUCGUUACAAAGGACGAUGCUACAACAUCGAGCCCGUUGCUGGAGAAGAAAAUCAAUAUAUUUGUUAUGUAGCGUAUCCUUUAGACCUUAGAUACAAUUUUUUUCAUUCUUUAAUUCAGAACGAACGGGGCGCGCUUUGGAAGAAGCAAUAUGUUAUAGAGCUACUAAUAAGAAGGCGGCCCUUAACCCCAAAUGCCAUUGCCAGCGGAUAUACGGGGGGAGCAUCAAAAUUUGCGAAAGGAAUGCAAGAGGAGACUGAACUUGCAAAAGCUACCUUGAACAAAGCCGCAAACAAAGAAGUUCCCGGUCAAAGGAGUGUCAUCGUAAGGGUUGAUGGUGAUCCAGACCCAAAAGAAGUUGUCACCAAAGUAAGCACGGUGGCAGGACUUUGCUAUUACAUCCCCCGAUGCGAUGAAAAGCAGUGGCAGCUCAAAGUCAAAGCAAUGGGUUUUCAUUGUCUUUUCACAUGCGUAAUAACGAUUGCUUCCCCAUGCCAAUGUCGAUCAGUUGGUACUUUAGCAUUUUAGAGUUUCCUCGCAUAUGAUAAGGGUUUGAAAAAAGAGCUCUUUCUGGUGCAAUAUAUAUAGUAUAUAUAGCGUUAGUUCAGUCAAGCUUUCUUAGUAAAGGGAAAGGAGUUCAUGAUUUCAAUCCUUCUUGCUCUUUCUUUUCUUCUCGGACGGUCUUCUAUUUUUCUUCCUAGCUUUCAAAAGUCUUUCUUUUCCGGCUAGGAAGCAGAUGAGGAUGCUGAAACGGGUCCCAAGUCAACUGCAUGCGCUACUACUGCCUCCCUAGCAGCCACCUCUGCCCCCUUUCUAGUGCAAUAUCUGACGGUAGCAAAUCCCGCAGAUCGAAAGCCAUCACCUUCUCGUCCGGAAUCCCUUCGAACCGUCUUAGCUUCCCUUCGUUCGCUUCCAUAUACACUACCAUUUCAUCUACCUGUUUUCCGAGCAUAUUUGAUCACAGUCCCAUAAGCAGUAGGAACCGCGAGAGAGCUUAUUUCGUGUUCGAGAUCCAGAUGGUCUCCCAUUUCUUCUUUGUUUGCGAUUAACGGCCUACCGGGUGCAAUAGAUCCAAUUGCUGGCGCAGAACUCCUGAAUUCACCCAGCCCUUCUCACUUCUGGUUCAUCAAGAUAGGCUGGAUAGCGGCAUAUCCCCAUUUGUUCCAUUCGCUGCCCAGCCCUCAGGGCCAAGGAUGAGCACAAAUUCUUACGUUUGAUCGGUCUCAUAGCCGUGUGAUCUCCAGAUAGAAAAUGGUUUUGGUCGAGCGUCUAACGAAGUGGUGGAAUACCGUCACAUUGAAAAUCGUGAGAUGGGAGAGCAUCGAAAGGUUGGUUUGGCCAGCCCAGACUUCUUUUCCUUCUAGGCUUCUAGUAGCCCUUCCUUCUUUCUUUUAGCAGCUCAUCUCUCAUCUUGAAUGUUUUGCGAAUCUAUCGUAAUUGGUCUGACCGCUCAAGACUUCUCUCUCUAUUCAGUAGAAUAAAGAAGUCCUAAUAUAAAAAAAAAGAAGGAAAGUCCGGCAAGAAAGCAAGAUUGACAGCAGACUCCUAGCGUGCCAUAGACAGAAGAUCUUGCAGAAACGACUACAUUUUGACCGUCCUAAAUAAACCUUUAGGUUGAAAAAGGAUUGUCGGAUCGAAAUACGGAAGUUUGUUGGCUUUUACAAAGAAAUGGGAUUUUUUUCGCACGUCACAGCUACUAUGUUGUCUGUGACUACAAUACGAUAUUUUCAUUGAUACGAUACAGUAAUUCUGAUUCAAUUGUGACAAUAGCCAAUAAGCAAGCAGCCGUAUAGGGAUACCUCUUUGUUGCUCUCUGAUUGAUAGAGCUGCUUUUAUCACUCUUUGUUGACGAAGGCACUCUCUGGGUCGUGGGCCUUGGGCUUUCUCUGACACCUUUCUUCCACGGACUUUGAGGGCUUCGUGUAGACUCAGGUCCAGCAAUAGAAGGCUCCUGUUGCUCAGGUGCUUGUGCCCGCAUACUUUAGUCUAGCAUCCCGGAAUCCGGCAGUAUUACAUUUUCGUUUUUUAAAAUAUAUGAUGAUGCCUCAUCGAAAACGAAAUGUGGAAAUAAAGAGACUUGUAGUCGGAUCAAUGCACCCCCACCCUUUCUUCUGCUGAUCAUAGCCGAAAAAGAUGCACCUUAUAGCCGGAUUCUCCAGCUUUGUCUUUAGUUGCUUCCUUCCUUAUUCAUAUUUGAGGAGAACGAAGUUGAAUCCUUUCUAUAAGUGAUUCUUCAAGUCGUGCCAGACCACUUCUUCCAAUUGGUUUGGUUUUCCUCUGCGCCUUGCGAGAGCCCUGAGUCAGGUCCUUAGGGGCAUCUCAUCCAGAGGGGCUCCUGAUUUUAGGUUUCUUUGUGGCAUCGCCUUUCCUUUCGAUAGAAAGAAAGAGAACCUAAUUGUCGACACCUCCGCCUAGACACCUACUUCAACGUGCUCCGUAGCGAAGAAGCUCUGUCCGUCAUUUAGCAUCAGUGC